GAGGAACGGACAAGACGACGAGCGACGAGGCAGGCGACGGUAAGAGACGAGCACGGGAACAGACAGAGAAAGAACACGGGGGUAGAGCAGGAGACACGGAACGAAGAAGGACUGAGCGAGACAGAGAACGGAACGAAAUAGCAAAAGAGAGAAGAAACUAGAAGUGUGUCGGGCCACUAUAUCGAGGAAGGAGCAGGGAAAUCUUGCUUUUCCUCUUCGUACAGUUGGAUCGAAGGGGCAGAGGGUGUGCGGGUGGGUGGGGUGCCAAAAAGAGAGAAACAGAAAGGAGACAGCUCGAAAAGGAAGAGGUAAUCCAGCCACGAAGGGUGUACGAUCCGUGUCUCGAGGAGGGAAGAGUAUUGUGUGGACAAACGAGAGUGCGAGAAAGAGACAGUGCGGUGCCGUGUAAACAUACAUCCUAUUGCCGUGAGUGCGUGCGCGAGUGGCAAUCAGCGACGGCUUAACAUCGUCGUCUCCGUCGUCGUCGUCGUCGUCGUCGCCUUCGUCGUCGUCGUCAUCGUAGUUCAACGUCGUCGUUUUCGUAAUCAUCGAAAUUGUGCGGAACUGUGCGGUUGGCGUCUCCUUGUGACAACGAAAGGGGACGUUAAUUCGUCGGAGCAAACGUACGGAAAAUCGGCCAAGCAACGGCCCCAGGUACCGUGUGUAUCAAUCGUCGCAAUGUUUGACACGCGUAUGUACGUUCAUCACAAAUGACAGUCCAUCGGACGAGAAGGGAAGUCGAGUGCUGGCUGGAUUCGUCUGUCUAGCGAGCAAAGCGCGACACGAGAUGCAUCGGAGGGUGGGGUACAGCAACUACGAUGGCAAGAUCGCCGGCCUGUACGAUCUGGAGGAGACGCUUGGCCGCGGUCAUUUCGCCGUCGUGAAGCUAGCUAGGCAUGUUUUCACCGGCGAGAAGGUCGCAGUGAAGGUCAUCGACAAGAGCAAACUCGACGAGGUCUCGAGAGCGCACCUCUUUCAGGAGGUGAGAUGCAUGAAGCUGGUGCAGCAUCCGAACGUGGUCAGGCUUUACGAGGUGAUAGACACGCAGACGAAGCUCUACCUGAUCCUGGAGCUCGGCGAUGGCGGCGACCUCUACGAUUACAUCAUGCGACACGACAGCGGCCUCAGCGAGGAGGUGGCCAGAACGUACUUCCGGCAGAUAGUCAGAGCCAUAUCGUAUUGCCAUCGACUGCACGUGGUGCACAGGGACCUGAAACCCGAGAACGUGGUGUUCUUCGAGAAGCUAGGCACCGUCAAGCUCACCGACUUCGGAUUUAGCAAUCGGUUCUGUCCUGGCCAGAAGCUCGAGACUUCCUGCGGAUCGCUCGCGUAUUCGGCGCCGGAAAUCCUACUUGGCGAUAGUUACGAUGCUCCUGCCGUUGAUGUUUGGUCACUAGGCGUAAUUUUGUACAUGCUAGUAUGCGGUCAAGCACCCUUCCAAGAGGCGAACGACAGCGAGACCUUGACGAUGAUCAUGGACUGCAAGUACUCGAUACCACCGCACGUAUCCGAGGAGUGCAAGCGUCUGAUAGCCAGAAUGCUGGUUAAGGAGCCAGAGGACAGAGCGUCGCUCGAGGAAAUAGCAGCCGAUCCUUGGCUAGCUGCUGGACCCGACUCGGAUCCGGUGGAAGCGUUGCCACUGGUCUCGAGGCAACAGGUGUCCGAUGAUCAUCACAAUCAUAUAAUCACCAAGAUGGUGAACGGGAACAUUGCCACCAAAGAAGAAAUAUUGGAUGCCCUCGACAAGAAUGAGUACAAUCACAUAACGGCGACGUAUUUCUUACUAGCGGAGAGGAAGCUGCGGGCUCAUCGUCAGGAGCAGGUGCAGAAAACUCGUCCGGAAAUCCUCGAAGUGUCAGCUAGCCGGCAAGAUGACGUAGUUAGUAAUAUGCGUGCCGAUCAAAAUUCAUUGACCACGGUCAAUCAAUCGCUGUUGAGCGUGCCACGAACGCCGGGUGACUUGCCUCAGAACGUUCGAACGCGGAAAUGCAGCAUCGUGCAGGAGGAAGAAGACGAAGACGAUGUGUCUUCGUGCUCGGGUCGAGACGAACGCGGCAGUAAUUCCACGCUAAAUUCGUUUAAUCGCCGUGGUUCCCGAUCGGAAGGCAAGCUGUCGCAUAUUCUACAGGAGAGGUUGUCCCAACUUCCAGAGAAACCGAGCCACAAGCCUAUGACGUCUCAGCGAAACUCGCAGAAGGAUAUCAACGUGGUUCCUGUGAUAGUUGACGGAGAGGAGCGACUGAAGUCUAGUCCAAAGAGCGGGAACAGCAACGAGCCUUCGUUGCUUGUCCAGCAGAAGGUAGCGCCCAGGCCUCAAGCGGGCAAUCAGUUCGCAGACAAAGUACCUGCAGUAAUGAAGCUCGACCCUACUAGCCAGGAGAAUCUGAAGAACCGUUUGGACGACGGGCCGUUGCCUGGCUGGUCGAGAAGAGGAUGUUCAGAGAACAGGCCGAAGUCAGUGUCCGAGUGCUUGAAGUCAAUAGGACAUGUCCCAGCGAACAAGUGGAGAAUGGGAUCGCAACAUCGUUCCUCUGCUGCGUCGUUGGACUCCUCGUUGACGAUGAGCCCGUCGAAACCGUCCGAUAUUAACACGACGACUACUACGACUACUAUAUUAACAGAGUCGUGCACGGUAUCGAUCCCAUUGCGACCCUUGAGCGGGCUUAACGACAGCCUAUCGCUGACGCCUAAAUAUAAGACUAUGCCGUCACCAGGAAGCGCUGGUUCCACGUCUACGCCGCUAAACGAGAUCCUGGAGGACGGGGAUGCGUUGCCUGCAUCCGGUAGCGAGAGCAGCGGUUCCAAGUGUCGAGUGGUUAGGAAAACGGGAUACGAACAGAGAAAGAGCAAAUUCCAUAAGACACGCACAACUUCUUGCUCGAGUUCGGAUGCCAGUGACGACGAUAGUGAGAGCAGGAAGAAAAGGGCGCAUAAGUUGGGUACCUCUGCGGGUAAAUCGAUGCCUUCUAGACGCGAUAGUCACGAUGACUCUAGUGAUUCGCAGGAUCCAGGAGGAAGUGGCGGUGGGGGAGGAGGUGUAGGUAAUGGCGAACAUACAACGGAGACACCGCCGAGUGAAACAAACCGAAAGGACAGUGGAAACAGUACCAGCACUACUACUACAACGACUACGACGACUGGUGGAAGGCAUCGGUGCUCGGAGAACCAGGUUAUAUUCGGUAGGAGGCAUCGUACAGGCAGAAGAAGAGCCGGCGAGACACGUCUACGCGAAAGUCAGUCGUUAAAUCGUAUCACAGAAGUUCAGGAAGCGGAAGGACCAUCGUCGUGCCACAAUCACUGUCACGUGUCUCGUAAUUCCGCGGUUCUAGGCGUGCAAAGUAUGUCGUCCUCGUCGUCGUCGGUGUCGCAAAGCAGUACUGGCUCGCAUGGUCUGCCUCAGACCUUGUCCCAGGCAGCAGCGACUGUUCAGAAAGCUAAAGGUUUUGGAGCGAGACUCCUGCAAAGUUGGUCCCUCAGUAGCGCCAAGUCCUCGUUAUCUCAGCCAUCGAAUAAGCAGACCAAUUGCAGUCCGAACGGCAGAUGCACCAAGCAGGAGGUGCAACGGGAUGCGUGUCAGAGGAUCGAGAUGUGCUGCGAUGAUAAAGAACUGAACGGUGGCACGGUCAAUCAGAUACCGUCCAACGACAAGGAAAACAAAAACGGCUCGAUGAACAGAAACGAUUGCAAGACCAGAAAAAUUCGGUUGCUUAGUCGAUACUUCGCCGUUCAUAAGAAACUCUGUGUCCCAUUGCCAGGAUUAUUCGGCAAAGGGCGUCUUUACAAGGCUCGAUCUUGCGGCAGUAUCGCACGAGACCGUGUCAGCCCGCCGUCGCCGAAGUCCAUGCUGUUCUGUGCGACAGUGGACGACAAAUGGCGAGAUGGUCGGCAAUGGUGCGACGCGAAGCAUCAGCAUCGCGGCAGUGACGGGGAUAUCAAUCAAAAUCUGGGCUUGUCACACUUGGUUCAGGAGACCGUGGUAGGAAAGGGCUGCAACCCAUUACCCGCAGUCUGCCACAUUCACUUGGGCGACGCGUCCAAGUGCUGCAGUCUCUGUUGAUAAAUCUGCACGUGGAGCAGGUUGAUGCACAAACGACAGCGCAAGAAGGCACCGUGGGUCGCGUAAUUUUGACCUGGAGUCGUUGGAAUCAUGGUCCAUGCGACCGUGGUCGAGUGGUCGCUGUCUCGUGACGGAUUAUGAUUGCUGGCGACUAGGAAGAAGGAAGAGAGCGCGCAAAGGGGCGCAAGAAGACGUAAGGAGACGCGAUUAUCACGAAAUGCAAUCAAUUUCACGACGGCCGUUUCGCGUGCAGAGAAAUAGGCGGUGGGAGGGAAGGCACGCAAGACGACAUGGUGCGACGCUAUUAAACGAGGAGGAUCUUCUUCUGUACGUGACGCGUCGUGGUGAUCGUUAACAACCACGACCUCUUAGCCGAUUACACAGCACGCGUCACAAUGGUCAAUGUAUUCACUCGAUCACGUCAUGUCCCCUCCAUUAGACCGAUGCUAUACCAGCAGAACCCGAUCCUGUAACCUUUCGAUCGCAAUGCGUAGCCGAGAGAGACCAGAAUAGUAAGGGUUGUGUCGAGAGAGGUAGAGAGAGCGUAUUCAUCGAUCUGUCGCUCUGUGGGAAGUGUAUCUAGUC
Messenger RNA from Eufriesea mexicana, 4642 nucleotides. RefSeq names its product SNF related kinase (gene Snrk). Bases 788 to 4057 code for a protein of 1089 amino acids. The record is from RefSeq and is a predicted model, not a curated record. Gene Ontology annotation, cellular component: cytoplasm. Gene Ontology annotation, molecular function: ATP binding; protein serine/threonine kinase activity. The transcript has 8 exons. Lineage: Eukaryota; Metazoa; Arthropoda; Insecta; Hymenoptera; Apidae. Gene Ontology annotation, biological process: protein phosphorylation; intracellular signal transduction.